UCACGUGACGGUGCCAACAUGGCGGCGCCGUGGCGGCGGCGCGGCCGCUGAGGGAGGCGCGUCCCUUCCGGGUGGUGCCGCGGGCCCCGAGUGCCCGCCCGGCUCCUGCUCCCGGCCGCGCCAUGCAGCCACCGCCUCACGAGCAGGACGCCCGCACUAAGAGCAUGUUCGUGUCGCGGGCGCUGGAGAAGAUCCUGGCGGAGAAGGAGGCGAAGCGGCCCCCGCACGGGCAGCUGCGGACAGCCUGCCAGGUGGCGCUGGAUGAAAUAAAAAGUGAGCUGGAAAAGCAAAGAGAAGGCACUGCUGCUCCACCAAAAGCAAAUUUCAUUGAAGCAGAUAAAUAUUUCCUUCCAUUUGAGCUGGCCUGCCAGUCAAAGUCUCCACGCAUCGUCAGUACUUCCCUGGAUUGUUUGCAGAAACUCAUUGCUUAUGGGCACAUCACUGGCAACGCUCCGGACAGCGGAGCUCCUGGAAAACGACUGAUUGACCGGAUAGUGGAAACCAUUUGCAAUUGCUUUCAGGGUCCUCAGACAGAUGAAGGAGUGCAGCUGCAGAUAAUUAAGGCUCUUCUCACUGCAGUAACCUCUCCAUAUAUAGAAAUUCAUGAAGGAACAAUUCUUCAAACGGUUAGAACCUGCUACAACAUCUAUCUGGCCAGUAAAAAUCUUAUUAACCAGACAACUGCCAAAGCUACCCUUACACAGAUGUUAAAUGUAAUUUUUACACGGAUGGAAAAUCAAGCUCUGCAGGAGUCCAGAGAGGCAGAGCGAGCGCAGAAGCCGCAGUCCCCCGCGGUGGCGGGGUCGCGGUCCCCACGGCCGGGGCAGCGGCAGCACAGCUCCUGGGGAGGCAGAGCUGGCACCGCCGGGCCCGUGCUGGCCAACGGGGAGCCCGGCCGUGGAGAGCCUGUCCCUGGAGAGCCUGUCCCUGGAGACCCCGGCCGUGGAGAGCCCGUCCCUGGAGAGCCUGGCCGUGGAGACCCCGGCCGCAGGGAGCCCGUCCCUGGAGAGCCUGUCCCUGGAGAGCCCGGCCCUGGAGAGCCCAUCCCUGGAGAGCCCAGCCGCAGGGAGCCCGUCCCUGGAGAGCCCAGCCGCAGGGAGCCCGUCCCUGGAGAGCCCAUCCCUGGAGAGCCCAUCCCUGGAGAGCCCAUCCCUGGAGAGCCCGGCCGUGGAGAGCCCGGCCGCAGGGAGCUGCAGCGGGCCCCUGUCCUGCUGGCAGCAGAGGAAACAAUUGAUGGAGGAAAGGAAAUGGUUCAAGGCAUCUUGGAAGAUGUGGUAGAUUCAGCUGUGAAAGUGGCUGAAGAAAAGCAGGUAGCAGAACCUGUCAAGGCUCUGCCUGCAUUAGAGACUGCAGAUACUCUUCUUUCUGGCUCUAGCAAUGAAAAUGUACAAACAAAUGGGAUUCCAGAUGAUGGGCAGUCUGUUUCCUCCACUGAUAAUCUGGAAACAGAUGUAUCUGGACAUCAAGCUGCUGCCAGAUUUUCCCAUGUUCUGCAAAAGGAUGCCUUCCUUGUGUUCAGGUCAUUGUGCAAGCUCUCCAUGAAGCCGCUGGGGGAAGGACCACCAGAUCCCAAAUCCCAUGAAUUGCGUUCCAAGGUUGUGUCUCUCCAGCUGCUUCUCUCAGUGCUGCAGAAUGCUGGUCUGGUUUUCAGGACACAUGAGAUGUUCAUCAAUGCAAUCAAGCAAUAUCUUUGUGUAGCAUUAUCUAAAAAUGGAGUCUCUUCUGUUCCUGAUGUGUUUGAGCUCUCUCUUGCCAUCUUCCUCACACUGCUUUCAAAUUUUAAGACCCAUUUAAAAAUGCAGAUUGAGGUGUUCUUCAAAGAGAUCUUCCUGAAUAUUCUAGAGACUUCUUCAAGUUCCUUUGAACACAAAUGGAUGGUGAUUCAGACUUUAACUAGAAUUUGUGCAGAUGCCCAGUGUGUGGUGGAUAUUUAUGUUAACUAUGAUUGUGAUUUAAAUGCUGCUAAUAUAUUUGAACGUCUUGUAAAUGAUUUAUCCAAAAUUGCACAGGGACGAAGUGGCAGUGAGUUGGGAAUGACACCUUUACAGGAACUAAGCCUGAGGAAAAAAGGACUUGAAUGUUUGGUGUCUAUUUUAAAAUGUAUGGUAGAAUGGAGCAAAGACCUUUAUGUGAACCCCAAUCAUCAGACUAGCUUGGGUUCAUAUAAACCAUCUGAACAGGAAAUGGCUGAGGGUAAAUGCCUGGACCCUGGAGGGAGACGGAGUAGUGUCAGUUCCUUGGACUCCACUGUAUCCUCAGGAGUUGGAAGUGUUGGUACCCAGACUGCUGUCCCAGAUGAUCCAGAGCAAUUUGAAGUCAUCAAGCAGCAAAAGGAAAUAAUUGAACAUGGGAUAGAACUGUUUAAUAAAAAGCCAAAGAGAGGAAUACAGUAUCUGCAGGAGCAGGGAAUGCUUGGCACUACAACAGAGGACCUGGCACAAUUCUUGCACCAAGAGGAACGCCUGUGCUCUACUCAAGUAGGGGAGUUUCUUGGUGAAAGCAGCAAGUUUAACAAGGAAGUGAUGUAUGCCUAUGUAGACCAGCUUGAUUUCUGUGGAAAGGACUUUGUCUCUGCUCUGCGUAUAUUUCUGGAAGGUUUUCGUCUGCCAGGUGAAGCCCAGAAGAUUGAUAGAUUAAUGGAGAAGUUUGCUGCUAGAUAUAUUGAAUGCAACCAACGGCAAACACUAUUUGCUAGUGCAGACACUGCCUAUGUUUUGGCAUACUCCAUUAUAAUGCUGACUACAGACUUGCACAGUCCACAGGUAAAAAAUAAAAUGACAAAGGAGCAGUACAUUAAAAUGAAUCGAGGAAUCAAUGACAGUAAAGACCUGCCAGAAGAGUAUUUAUCAACAAUCUAUGAAGAAAUAGAAGGAAAGAAAAUUGCGAUGAAAGAGACAAAAGAAUAUGCAAUUACAACCAAGUGUAGUAAACCAAGUGUAGCUAAUGAGAAGCAGCGGAGGCUGUUGUACAACUUGGAGAUGGAGCAAAUGGCAAAGACAGCCAAAGCCCUCAUGGAGGCAGUGAGCCAUGCAAAGGCACCUUUCACCAGUGCCACUCACCUGGAUCAUGUCAGACCCAUGUUCAAACUUGUCUGGACUCCGCUGCUGGCCGCUUACAGUGUUGGCUUGCAGAACUGUGAUGACCCAGAGGUUGCAUCCCUGUGUUUGGAGGGAAUACGCUGUGCCAUUAGGAUAGCCUGUAUCUUUGGAAUGCAGCUUGAACGAGACGCUUAUGUGCAGGCCCUUGCUCGUUUUUCCUUGUUGACUGCCAGUUCCAGCAUUACAGAAAUGAAACAGAAGAACAUUGAUACCAUUAAGACACUCAUUACAGUUGCUCACACAGAUGGCAACUAUCUUGGCAAUUCUUGGCAUGAGAUCUUGAAAUGUAUUAGCCAGCUGGAACUGGCACAGCUCAUAGGAACUGGUGUGAAAACUCGGUAUUUGUCUGGUUCUGGGCGUGAGAGGGAAGGCAGCAUUAAGGGCUAUGCCUCUGCAGGAGAAGAGUUUAUGAGCCUGGGAUUAGGGAACCUCGUUGGGAGUGGGGCUGACAAACGGCACAUGGCGAGCAUCCAGGAGUCUGUGGAGGAGACCAGCUCACAGAGUGUGGUGGUAGCAGUAGACAGGAUAUUCACGGGCUCCACGAGGCUGGACGGGAAUGCCAUAGUUGACUUCGUGCGGUGGCUGUGCGCUGUGUCCAUGGACGAGCUGGCGUCCCCGCACCACCCGCGCAUGUUCAGCCUGCAGAAGAUCGUGGAGAUCUCCUAUUACAACAUGAACCGCAUCAGGCUGCAGUGGUCGAGGAUUUGGCACGUCAUUGGAGAUCACUUCAAUAAGGUUGGGUGUAACCCUAAUGAAGAUGUUGCCAUCUUUGCUGUAGACUCAUUAAGGCAGCUGUCAAUGAAAUUUCUUGAGAAGGGAGAGUUAGCCAACUUCCGCUUCCAGAAAGACUUCCUAAGGCCUUUUGAGCAUAUUAUGAAGAAAAACAGAUCUCCGACUAUUCGCGACAUGGUGAUCCGCUGUAUUGCUCAGAUGGUGAACUCUCAGGCCGGGAACAUUCGUUCAGGCUGGAAAAAUAUCUUUGCUGUGUUUCAUCAGGCAGCGUCAGACCACGAUGGGAAUAUCGUAGAGCUGGCCUUUCAGACUACAGCACACAUAGUUACAAAUAUUUUUCAGCAGCAUUUUCCAGCUGCAAUUGACUCAUUUCAGGAUGCAGUAAAAUGCCUCUCUGAGUUUGCCUGUAAUGUUGCCUUCCCGGACACCAGCAUGGAAGCCAUCAGGCUUAUUCGCUAUUGUGCAAAAUAUGUCUCAGAAAGACCACAGGUAUUAAGAGAAUACACAAGUGAUGACAUGAAUGUGGCUCCCGGGGACAGAGUAUGGGUCAGAGGAUGGUUUCCUAUUUUGUUUGAACUUUCUUGUAUCAUCAAUCGUUGCAAGUUAGAUGUUCGUACAAGAGGCUUAACAGUGAUGUUUGAAAUCAUGAAGAGUUACGGGCACACCUUUGAAAAGCACUGGUGGCAAGACCUGUUUAGGAUUGUGUUUCGGAUUUUUGAUAAUAUGAAACUCCCUGAGCAACAAACGGAGAAAUCAGAGUGGAUGACCACGACGUGCAACCAUGCCCUUUAUGCCAUCUGUGAUGUGUUCACACAGUUCUAUGAAGCUUUGCACGAGAUCCUUCUUCCUGACAUCCUUGCACAGUUACACUGGUGUGUGAAACAAGAUAAUGAGCAGUUGGCACGAUCAGGUACAAACUGCCUAGAAAACCUGGUAAUACUCAAUGGACAGAAAUUCAGCCCUGAAGUCUGGGGCCAGACAUGCAAUUGUAUGCUGGAAAUCUUCAAAACAACUAUUCCUCAUGUCUUGCUGACAUGGAAGCCUGUAGGAAUGGAGGAAGAUUCAUCUGAAAAACACUUGGAUUUGGACCUAGAUCACCAGUCUUUAAGCAGCAUGGAUAAAAAUGCUUCUGAAAGAGGACAAAGCCAAUAUUCAAAUCCAACAGAUGAGAGCUGGAAAGGUGGUCCCUACACAAACCAAAAACUGUUUGCUGGCCUGUUGAUCAAGUGUGUGGUACAGCUGGAGUUGAUACAGACCAUUGACAACAUCGUAUUCUAUCCAGCAACGAGCAAGAAGGAAGAUGCUGAGCACAUGGCUGCAGCUCAGCGAGACACGCUGGAUGCAGUCAUCCACAUUGACACAGAAGACCAAGGAAUGUAUAAAUAUAUGUCUUCACAUCACCUUUUUAAGUUGCUGGAUUGUCUGCAAGAGUCUCACUCAUUUUCAAAAGCCUUUAAUUCAAAUUAUGAGCAGCGAACUGUGUUAUGGAGAGCAGGGUUCAAGGGUAAAUCAAAACCCAAUCUCUUAAAACAAGAGACCAGCAGCCUGGCAUGCUGCCUGAGGAUCCUGUUCCGGAUGUACGUGGAUGAGAGCCGGCGCGAGGCCUGGGACGCGGUCCAGCGGCGGCUGCUCAGUGUGUGCAGUGAAGCCCUGGCGUAUUUUAUUACUGUCAACUCGGAAAGCCACAGAGAAGCCUGGACCAAUCUCCUGCUGUUGCUUUUAACAAAAACACUAAAAAUCAGUGAUGAUAAGUUCAGGGCGCACGCUUGCACCUAUUACCCGUACCUGUGUGAGAUGAUGCAGUUCGACCUGAUCCCCGAGCUGCGGGCGGUGCUGCGCAAGUUCUUCCUGCGCAUCGGGGCGGUGUUCAACAUCUGCCCCGCGGGCGAGCAGGCGCGCACAGCUGGCCCCAGCCUGCCUCCCGGGGGCUCCCGGUGAGGUGUGCUAAAGCUGUGUCCAGAGACGGGACCCCGGUGCAGCACCACAGGAGCGAGUUAUCCUUACCACAAUGCAUUUGGGAACGAGGAAAAUAAUCCUGUUGUGUCCACCCUACAGAAGUGUCAGCGGUUUUAUUUGAAUUAUUGCUUACAGAGUCCAUACAGUAGGUGUGCGGUCUCUUUGUUUCAGUGCUAAUCAUUUGUAUGAUCCAGUACGUCUCUUCUAGUCUGUCAUGCACUGUUCAGUCUUUCACCCCAGCUGGAGCUGGUAAAUCAGCUGGAUCUCUCCACAGAAGUCAUGCCCCUUGGAACUAAUGACUGUGUUUGUGUAGCCUUGUGAUGUUGGCAAGUGUUCGUAAUAAACUUGACUGUGGUGGCCAGUGACCACCCGAGAUCCCUCUGGGUUUUCCUCUGUGGCCAGGCCAGGCAGGGCACCGGGCUGUUGAUGUGGACAGCCUGGAGGAUAUUUGGAGAAGGUUUUUCUCCUGUUUAGCAAAUGACUUAAUUUUUUUUUAAUACCAGUACUGCAUCUUCUGAGACUUAUUUUUAGUUUUAUGGAAGAUUUUACAUCAGGAGCACCAAUAGCAUCUACUCCUUUAGCUUAUAAGGCUUGAGUUAAAGGCAUUUAAGAAAAAGAAAUUGCAUUCCUUUUCCUUUCCUACAUUGGCAGAUCGUAGAGCAUACACAGGAACAUCAAAAACAAGGCUCAGAAGAAAUAAACCCACUUUUUUGACCCUUGAAUAUAAUUUAGGAGUAAUGAUGACUGCUUAGCAAAAAGUCCAGUCCUUAAUGCAAGUUUUGUCUCCUUUUACUGCAGAUCUGCAAGUUCUGAUUUGUCAUUUUGUGCAAAUGAUUUUUGUUCUCAUCUCUUAGUUCCUGGUGGCAUCUAAAAACCCUGAAUUUCCAAAAAAAACCUGCUCUAGCAAAAUUAAAGAAGCUCAUUCACGUGCUCUAAGUUAACAACACAAUUCUGUGCUUUGAAGGCUUUCUGUGAAACAAAAUGUGACAUGACACCACAGCUUUGCUUUCCCAAGAGAGUUUUCUCUCUUUCCUGGAAAUGCAUCAGGUUUCUGUGACAAUGUUUCUAUAACAGGAUGCUGUCUUUACCUUUGAAAUAAUUUUGAAUUUCAAGUUUCAAGACUUUUCUAAACUGGGAAAGUAUGGCAGGAUGGGAGGAGAGGCUCCACUUCCUAAAAUAAUGCAAAGUAGUAUUAACUGCUGUGCUAUCCAGAGUAGCUAACUUAAAAUAUUAACAGUAUUUAAAGAAAAAACAAACCAACAAACAGCAACAACAACCUACCUACUUGAAUGGAACUAGGUGUGUAACAUUAUUUUGUUUUUUGAGAUGUUUCCUGGUGGGAUGGCCUCAGGUGAGGCUGUCUUGGGAUAUGCUGCUCUGAGCUGCUGGGAAUGUGCUGUCUGUAGAGCGGUUUUUUUGUUAUUGUUUGGGGUUUUUUUUGUUGUUGUUUUUUAUUUGUUUGGUUUGUUUUUUGUGAUCUUUUUCCAAAGGGUUUUUAUGGUGCUCCUCAGUACAUGAGUUUGUCCUGUGUAAGCAUUGUUUGAGAAAGGCUUUACAGUCAGUAGUAAUGACAAAGCUUUCACAAUUUAUUUUCACUUUUUAUUUUUAACCAAAGAAGAGUGGUAGUUGUGGCUCUUUGACUUUUAGAUGCCCAUUAGGUGAAAUCUAUACCCUGCUAUUUAGUAGAAGGGAGUGAAUGGCUAUGUAUGACAAUAGGAGAAGACUGAAUAAUAAGCAGUGCUGGUAUUUAACUUGCUGCAUUUGAAAUGUCAUUUUGUGUUGCAUCUCGUGUAGCUGCUCAUUCCCUGGGCAUGUCACUGCAUUGGGUACUGCAGAAAAUGAAGUUAUUUAUUUUAAUUCUAUUUAAAUCUAGAAUAAUACGCUAUUCCUUUUCUUCUGGUCGUAAGUAGUCCUAAGGGAAAUGCUGAACCAUUAUUUUUCAGAUUUGGAACUGCCUCAUGGAAUGUGUUCCCUCAUGUCCCAUCAGAUACACCUGGCCCAGCUGCAGGUGUCACGGGUUUGAAAGCCCUGCAAGUCUCAAUUUUGAGGUCUUACAUGACUUCACAGUUGCUUCAUGGGCUUUCUUUACUGUAUUACUGUAAGGGGCAGCACUUGUAGUCUCUCUCUGCACAUAGGAUAAGGAUAUUUAAUCCAUGCUUCCCUUCAGCCUUUGGUCUGAGACUGUUCUUCUCCUUAAGAAAAGCUUUUGUAUUUACACCAGUUCCAGGCUGCUGAGGUUGGGUACGUGCUAUGCAGCCUUGCCAGGGCCUGCAGAGCAGGAGGCAGGAGGGGCCUGGGCUGCAGUGCACUGGCAGAGCCCAGCCCUGGCCCUGCAGGCCCCUGGCCCCAGCACAGCAAUAAUCGGGGUGUGCUCGCUUGCUCCUGAGGCAGGAAGGGCUGAGCCCAGCUCUGUGCCCGUGCAGCUCACCCCAGAGUGUGCCAGCUGAUGGCUCCAGCCCCCAGAGUGUGCCCGCUGAUGGCUCCAGCCACCAGAGUGUGCCAGCUGAUGGCUCCAGCCCCCAGAGUGUGCCCGCUGAUGGCUCCAGCCACCAGAGUGUGCCAGCUGAUGGCUCCAGCCCCCAGAGUGUGCCCGCUGAUGGCUCCAGCCACCAGAGUGUGCCAGCUGAUGGCUCCAGCCCCCAGAGUGUGCCCGCUGAUGGCUCCAGCCACCAGAGUGUGCCAGCUGAUGGCUCCAGCCCCCAGAGUGUGCCCGCUGAUGGCUCCAGCCACCAGAGUGUGCCAGCUGAUGGCUCCAGCCCCCAGAGUGUGCCCGCUGAUGGCUCCAGCCACCAGAGUGUGCCAGCUGAUGGCUCCAGCCCCCAGAGUGUGCCCGCUGAUGGCUCCAGCCACCAGAGUGUGCCAGCUGAUGGCUCCAGCCCCCAGAGUGUGCCCGCUGAUGGCUCCAGCCACCAGAGUGUGCCAGCUGAUGGCUCCAGCCCCCAGAGUGUGCCCGCUGAUGGCUCCAGCCACCAGAGUGUGCCAGCUGAUGGCUCCAGCCCCCAGAGUGUGCCAGCUGAUGGCUCCAGCCCCCAGAGUGUGCCAGCUUACGGCUCCAGCCCCCAGAGUGAGCCAGCUGGUUCCUCCAUGCCCUGCAGUGCUGCCAGCUGGUUCCUCCAGCCCCCUGCAGUGGUGCCAGCUGGUUCCUCUGUGCCCUGCAGUGCUGCCAGCUGGUUCCUCCAGCCCCCAGAGUGUGCCAGCUGGUUCCUCCACACCCUGCAGUGGUGCCAGCUGGUUCCUCCAGUCGUGCAGCUGGCUGUGUGGAGAGCAGGACUGUGCAGUACAGGGAAGGAAAGUCAGCUCUUGCAAGGGCUGUGCAACAGAGGGAUGUGCAGCUCGCCUGCCUGUAAGGGCAGAAAUGCUAGAGACUCCACGUGCUUGUUGUCAGGAGUCAUUUCAGGCCUCCCGAGGGAAGGGAGCAGAGGAUGCUAAUGAGGAAAACCCUAAAGCCUCCCUUUUGUGGCGAUUAAAAACUCCCUUCAUGUUGGUUCUGUUGUGUCUUACCGUCCAGGAAAAGUUUGUUUUUACAGCAGCUUGUUAUCCAUGUCACAUCCUAAACUGUAAACAGAACAAUCUAAACCAGUGUCCACUACUACAACCGACAGCCCCCAGAUUUUAGCUCAGUUUUACUAUUCAGGAAAAAGAUUAAAAACAGUAACUCUGUCAAAAGUGCAUCUCCCUUUAAUCUGUAACUUCAGUUUGUUCAGCACCUUUGUUUAAAAUGUAUGUUGUCACAUAUUUAAAAUGCCUGAGUUUUAAUAUCUCUGUAUUAAGUGCAUUUACUAUCAAUAAUUUAAAGACUAUUCCUUGCCAAUGGAUGUAUAGAGUUCUGAGAGAAUACCAAAAUUAUAUAAUACGAAAAACAAUGUAAAGUUUUCUACAUGAAAAUACGAUGUAUAAUAGUUACAAUAUUCCAUGCUUUAAUCAAGUGAUAAAUCAAUAAAGUUUUACGGAGUGUU
Onychostruthus taczanowskii (white-rumped snowfinch) is the source of this 9742-nucleotide messenger RNA. RefSeq names its product ADP ribosylation factor guanine nucleotide exchange factor 2 (gene ARFGEF2). Gene Ontology annotation, biological process: regulation of ARF protein signal transduction. The transcript is spliced from 39 exons. Bases 123 to 5768 code for a protein of 1881 amino acids. Lineage: Eukaryota; Metazoa; Chordata; Aves; Passeriformes; Passeridae. Gene Ontology annotation, molecular function: guanyl-nucleotide exchange factor activity. The record is from RefSeq and is a predicted model, not a curated record.